GAGCCAAUCAGGUGUUGCAGGUGUGAUAAUGAAGCGGACAGGUGAGCAGCUGACCGCAGAAGCAGAGUUUUUACUGCGGGCAGCUGAACACUUCCCACCGGGUUAGUUCCUCCUGCCGUCUGGUAAUGUCUGCGUUUGUCUGGCUUCUCUGGGGGCUGCUGCAUGCUACAUUUGGAGCUCCGGUUCUGCUUCCGGCCUGGUCAGAGGAGAUGGAGCCUGCGAUGAUGAACGGCAUGCCCAGCCUUCCCUUCUACCGCCUGCCGGUCUUCCUCCACGCGCGUUCGCCGCUCAUCCCGCAGCAGCUGUUCCAGCCUGGAGGGUACAGAGGGCCCCCCCCAGCCGGAGUCACCGGACUCCUCAUUCCUCCGCUGCGGCAACAUCAGAGCGUCACGGACAGAGUGGCGCGCGCUGUGGAGGCUCGGUGCGGCGCGGAGCGCGUGUCUGUGCGGGUGGACCGCUACCAGCUGCGGGCCUGGAGAGAACCAUCCCGGUUCCGGAUAGGCGCGUGCCCUCCCAGGGUAGUCACCUCCCGGUUCUUGUACUUUGAGCACGGAUUGCUGGAUUGUGGUGGAAAACUUCAGGUGGUUGGUGGUCAGCUGGUGUAUUCAUAUCUGUUGAAUUACACUCCACCCUCACAAGGCUUUGUCAUCAGAGUUUCUCCAAUUAACCUUCCCAUUUAUUGCUAUUAUAACAGGUUUCAUUAUUCUUACAAAGUUGGUUUUAGGCCACAAGUUCAGCACACAACCUUUCUGAAGAGUAUCAGAAGCAAACUAACGUUUAGCCUCACUGUCUGUAACGCCCAGUGGGAAGCUCUGUCCCCAGGUCACACCUUCUAUUUAGGGGAGCAGGUCUAUCUUUUGGCUCAGACAGGAACUCUGUUAUCUGGCGAGAGGCUUUAUGUGGAUUCAUGCCAAGCUACAAGUUCAGAACACUCGAGCAGCUCACCUAAAGUGGAUAUCAUUACUAAUUAUGGCUGCAUGACCGACAGCAGGAGAGAAGACAGCAAUUCUCAGUUCCUGUCAGGAGGGGGCAGUGUGGUGAAGUUCUCAGUGGAUGCCUUUCUGUUCCGAGGAGUCUCACAAAUUCAGUACCUCCACUGCACAGUGUCUGUUGGUCUGACCCCUUCAAACAUCGCAAAGUCCUGCAACUUCAACAAGGAUGCUGGCAGGUGGGAAGAAGUGACGGCUUCAUCCUCAUUGUGUUCCUGCUGUGAUUCUGUGUGCACGGACACAGACAUGUCUGUGAAGAGCCAUGUCCGAAGUUCAGGUUGGCAUGUUGAACCAAACCAGGAGAAGAUGACGGCAAGACUGAGAUCUUUCAAAGCUGAAGAGGAACAAGAAUAUGUGGAUCAGAAUUUGAACCUGGGUGGGGAUCAAAAGGAUGGCCUGACUUUUCCACAGAAUGGAAGUGAUCUGAAAGACCAAGAGUCUGUUGGCAGAGAAGAAUGGAAGCUGGAGGAAGUGUCGGCAAAAGCAAAAGAGGAGCAAACUGAUGAAAAAGUCACAAUCAUGAGAAAUGAAGGCAGUGAGCUGCUAACCAUGUCUGAUGAAGCUACCCCAAAAAAUGAAUCCAGUCAGGUUGGAGAAGAGGGGCCAGUUUUAAGAAGUGUUGUUACUAGUUUAUCCCAUAAAAGCUCAAAAGUUUCAACUUAUGGUUCUGAUACUAGAAAAAAUGACAGUUUUGGUAUCAAGUUUAACCAGAGCGCUCAGGGUUCUUCUGAAGAUCUUUCUAAUGGUGUAAAUUCCAACAAUACACUUUGUCCUCACAGUGACAGUGCUGGUUGUGAGGCUGUUCAUAGUGAGUCUCUGGAAGAAAAGGGUAGUUAUAAUGGGGGACAAGGCACUUUGUAUAGUGCCGUUGGUACUGAAGGGCCCACCCUCCUUAAUGGUAAUAGUUCUAGUGCGUCAGAGAAUGGUACAUCUGAUUUGUUCUUGGGACCAAAACGGGUAAUGUGUGUUAAUAUAGCAGAAAACAUCCAAACACCAGUUCAAGCAAGACACUCUGUUGGCAGAGCAGGACUGGGUGAAGAUACCAACCCACAGCUCGGAGGGCUGCAGACAGGGAAAGCUUAUCCACAAUGGCUCGAAAACGUGGUUUGCAAUGAUGGGGAGUCAGAUCUUACUGGAUCCACAGACCAAGAGCAUCCUCUGAGCCUAUUAACGGGUGAAGGGAAUUUAAAUGAAGAUUCUGGUACCAGAACUACAUAUCCUAUUUUUAGCCAUCUUGCUGAUAGAUCAGAGGAAAUUCAUGAAAAGAAUCCCAGGCACUCUGCUAUGAUAACGGCCACCGCGUCCUUUAAGGACUCUAAAGGCAGUCCUUUGGCAGACGGUCGCUGGGCUGAGGUUGUGCCUGACUGGGUUAUGCAACAUUUGGCUUUUCUCAUGAAUAAGAGAGCCCAGGUUGGAAAAGAUUAAAGCCAAAGACAUGUUCACCAAUCACCUCAGUGCCACAAAGCUUUUAGUAAUUACAGCGAUUAAGAAGUUUUUGAGGAAAGGUUUGGCUGUCAUUUUAUUGUAGUUAUCUGAGUGGAUAAAAGUUGGUUUAAGUAUUGAUGCUCUGCCUUCCUAGUCAUUCCAGUCCACACUUUAUGAUAUUGCAUUUAAUCUCACUUUAAUUACUUUUUUCCGUUUGGAGCCUGAAUUUGAAAAUUCCCUAACAUAUUUAUAUAGUAAAAUGUGGUAGCAAGAAAACUUUCUAUGAACAAGAUCAACAGAGUAA
Molecule: messenger RNA, 2718 nt
Organism: Cyprinodon tularosa
Lineage: Eukaryota; Metazoa; Chordata; Actinopteri; Cyprinodontiformes; Cyprinodontidae
Exons: 8
Coding region: 126-2414 (762 amino acids)
Biological process (GO): binding of sperm to zona pellucida; positive regulation of acrosome reaction; egg coat formation
Cellular component (GO): extracellular matrix
Molecular function (GO): acrosin binding
Source: RefSeq, a predicted model, not a curated record